Messenger RNA from Striga asiatica, 960 nucleotides. The record is from the annotation of a GenBank genome assembly. Lineage: Eukaryota; Viridiplantae; Streptophyta; Magnoliopsida; Lamiales; Orobanchaceae.
UUCGAACAAAACAAAGAAAAUGAGAAAGAAACCUCACAUGAUAUGCUGAUGCACGCAUGAUUUGACAUAUACCGACAAAUUAACUCAAUUCAAGCCGUUUGAUCAUAAUUUCGAUUUGUGCUCUUACCCUUAUGUCUUAAUCUUAAAAUCUCCAAUCCUCAGAGACUGAAAGAGGUUUUCGAAGGAACUUCUGGAGUUGACAAUAUACAACUGUCCACUUUACUGGGGAGUAUGGAUGAAGUCAACCAUUACACUGUUUUGGGCUUACCGUCCGGCGAGGAAAGUGCCGGGCUUACCGAUCAAGAGAUCAACAAAGCCUACCGAUCGAAGGCCCGCGAGCUGCAUCCCAACAAGAGGCCUAACGACCCUAAUGCACACGCCAAUUUUCUUAAACUCCAGACCUCGUAUGAAGUCCUCAAGGAUGAAAAGGCUCGGAAAUUGUUCGACGAACUACUCAGAGUGAAAAAGGAAAAGCUCAACCGUAAGGGGCAACAAGAUUCCAAGCGCAGGAAAAUGAUGUCGGAUCUCGAGGAAAGAGAGAGAUCUGUUUUCUCCGUGGACCCCACCGUGAGAGCUCGGGAGGAGGAAGAAAUGAUAAUAGCCCAAAAGCUGAAGGAUGAGAUCAGUAGUUUGGUGGUGUGGAAGAUGUGGUCAUUAAGAGCUCUAAGAAGAAAGGGUUGCUACUAUUGGGAAUGUGUUGGGUAUCUGUUAGUUUUGCCUCUACAACCGGUCGCUUUUAGUACGGAGAAAAAUGAGGCCGAUGGCCCAAAACUGAGCAAUCUUGUUGGUGAUGGAUGUCAAGCACGCGAAGAUUCGAUUCUGAAGAAAAUGAGAAAGGUCUGGCUGCUGCACAGAGGCAGAAGUGUGACACCUGAGAUGAAGGAAGGCUAUACAUUUUACGGGUUUCACCAGUUUUCGAAAACAGUAUACGAGAACAUACCUCUGUGGAAGUUGUCCCUA